CCGAUUUCGACGGGGGGACAGAUUUCGACUGAACACCGCUCUGUGGGCUGAGCUUACAGUCUAUGGGGCUGAGCUCGCUCCAUUCACGUUCCAAACAAACUCGACCUCGCUUUUUUUCAAACGCGACACUAGUGCGCAUGCGCCAAACCGUGACGUGUCGCGAAAGUGUCAAACAGACAGAAGGAUGUGAAAAUGAUCGAAAACUCUCCAGAUAAACUUACUAAACUAUUGAAUCGGCAGUUUGGAUAACCCAACCCCUGGAGCCAGCCGUAGGUAGAGACUUUAUAGACUUACUAACAUUUUCAGUUUAGCUGCGGAAUAUCGGGUUAACCCACUUUUGAAGCCGCGACAUUGACCGUCGAGCUAACCUAGUUAGCGACAGCUAGCCGAACUAACCGGAGUCGGUAAAGUGGCCAAACUACCCAGCAGCACGGGGACCGGCUCAGCUCGGUUCACACUAACAUGCGACUCAAGUUAAGCUGACUGGGUCAAAGUUAGAGAGACGCUCCGGUUAGUUUAGUCGAUCAUCUCAUUUACUCGGCGUCCAGCCCGGUUUCCAGCCGGGUAGCUGGCAGCAGGACCGACACACACCGAUAGACAGAGGAAGAUGUCUCGGAGGCGGCUGGACAGUCGCAGCGGGCUCGCAGCGGGGCUGCUCGGGGAGACCCAGACCCCCAUCACCACCGAGCCCAUGGAGAGUGUGUAUGAGAUCACCGGGGAGCUCGGGAGGGGGAAGUUUGCUGUGGUCAAGCGCUGCGUGGAGAAGGCCACGGGGAAAGUGUUUGCUGCCAAGUUCCUGCGGAAGAGGAGGCGAGGUCGUGACUGCCGGGCAGAAGUCAUUCAUGAGAUGGCCGUCCUGGAGACGGCCCGCCACAGCGCCCGCGUGGUCAACCUGCACGCCGCUUACGAGACGGAUCACGACAUCGUCUUAGUGCUGGAAUAUGCGGCCGGUGGAGAGAUAUUUGACCACUGCGUGUCUGACGAGCUGCUGCCAGAGGCCCAGAUCACUCGUCUGAUGAGGCAGACACUGGAGGGAGUCCAUCACCUCCACCAGAGCAACCUGGUGCACUUAGACCUGAAGCCACAGAAUAUCCUCCUGACCAGCCUGUCUCCUCCAGGAGACAUAAAGAUUGUAGACUUUGGCCUGGCACGUAGACUGGGCGCGGUCGGAGAGCUCCGGGAGAUUCUGGGCACACCUGAGUAUGUGGCUCCCGAGAUCCUGAAUUAUGAGCCGAUCACAACAUCGACUGAUCUUUGGAGUGUGGGUGUGAUCGCCUACAUGCUGGUGACGGGAGAGUCUCCGUUUGCCGGGGACGACAAGCAGGAGACGUACCUGAACGUGUCCCAGGUCAACGUGGACUACAGCAGGGAGGCCUUCUCCAGGGUGUCAGAGCUGGCCGUGGACUUCAUCCGCAAGCUGCUGGUCAAAGCUCCAGAGGACCGGCCCAGCGCUGCAGAGUGUAUGAGCCACCCCUGGCUGUGGCAGCUGUGUCUGAGCCCCGAGCCCACCACCACCCGCAUCGUCCGCGAGAGGAUCUGCGGCAUCAAGUGGGGAGCCGAAGACAAGGAGAACAUUCACGAGUCGCCCCACUCUCACGCAAAAAGGACCCGCUACGACGAGGAGACCCCCGCCGCCGGAGACGGCGACUUUUGAAAAAAACGGGGAGGUUGAAUUGAAGUGUAAGGCAGGUGUGCCCACUACUUCCUGUGAGCUUUUAAAUUCUUUUAAGCUUCCAGAAAAUCAGCAAAAUCUGCUGCACGCCACCCAAAAGUACUUAGGUUGUGUUUAUAUUCCACUAAUUUGCAAAGUUUCCAGGUCCCCACUCAGACCAAAGAUAACCAGCUACAUGUUGAGAUCCAUCAGUGAUCCAUCGCUGUUAAAAACAAUUGUACAGUAUGUCUCAAUUAAUGCAGUGUGUGUUUAACCUGAAGUAUUUAAUACCUUUUUAUUGUUAAAAUCUCUGGUAUUUUCACUCUGUAGUUAGUGUUUAGCUGUUCCUGUACUGAUGAAGGCGAGUGUGGAGCUUUUUCUACAGAAAUCUAUGCAAUACUUGGCUUCCGCAUUUUAGAUCUAUUUUCUCAAGAAACCUUAAAGACGUUAAAGUCGCUCUGCCGCAAGGUCGGAAGUGAAGUGUUCUUAUUCAGUCGUGCUUCAGCAGAAAUGUGUAGAGACGUAGAGAUAAGCACCGCUGCAAGGAGGAAGUUCGAGAACGUCCUUAUUUGCAUGUUGCGGGGACAGCUGGACAGCAGAAUUAUGGGAAACCUUUUGACUCAGAUUUAGUUCAUAAGAUAUGCUGCUGCAGCUCUAUCUCUCGCUGUAUUUCCACUGUUCAAAACAACCAGCAGAAGGGCAGAAUUACACAUUACAUUCCUUAUAUGUUUGCAUAGUCAAACUGUCCUGUUCUCCUUGUCUGCAAUAGCACAAAGGGUCAAAUUUAGCUCAGGGUUUUUAGAUCAAACUCAUUUAAAUAACUCCAACAUUAGUAUAGUCUCAUUCCAAAGAACUGAAAGGCUUCCACAUGUAUUAUAUAUAUAAAUAUUUUAGAAGAAACAACAAAUCAUGGCAUUCUUAGGUAUCCUUCUUUAGUGAGAUAUAUAAAAAAUCAACCCGUGACUCAUGCAGUUGUUCACAUGCCACACCCGCACUUACUCAAAUGAUUUCCUGAGCGAGCUGUAAGUUCCUCUUCCUCCGUCAGAAGAGAAACGCCACUUUAGCACUUAUUUCACAAGCACACGUGUUGAACUGAUAAGCAAAAAAAAAACUAUUUCUGAAAGUCUGUGUGUUUGCUUGUCCUUGAGAGGUUCUGUGCUGUGUGUGUGUGUCAGUCCCUCACCAAAGCCAUCCAGUGUCCUUUCAUUAAAAGCUACUCCAGUCCUGUCGGGUCCGGGUGCCUCAAGUCUUAUAUUCCUGUUCUAUUCCCUCAUCUCAGGGCAUGCUGCUCACUCUCUGCUCACUUUGUUUUGUAUUCUUAAUGUUAUUCUUAUAGGCCUAUUAUUAUUAUUAUUAUUAUUAUUAUUUAUGUGCUGGACUUAUACUUUAUAUUUUUAUGUAAAUAAUGUGCUCUUGUGUCUUAUAAGGAUGUGUUGAUGAUUACGGUGGGAGAGGAUGAUUACGGUGUUAUUUAAAACGUGCUGUUGUGGUUACAGUUGAACUAAAUGGAAAUGUUUGAGGGUUGGGAAGAUGAAAGAAAGAAAGAAAGGAAGCAAGAGUUUGUAGGUGGUACUGGGAAGUAAAGUGAGAGAUGAGUCAGAUGGUUUUAGUCAGGAGGAAGAUGAUUCAAUAAAAUGUGGAGUUGGAAAUGUGUUGGUCUCGAGAGAAGAGAUUAAAGGGAUAGUUCAGUGUUCGGGAAGUGAGCGUGUUUCCCAAAAGUAUUCCUUUAAAGGGAUCGUUUGGAUUUACUGAAGUGGGGUUGAAUGAGGUACUUAUCCACAGUCAGUGUGUCAGCUCCAGUAAAUGAGUAACAACAAAAAUAGCUGAUAAGAGUUUAAUUUAAGAGCUGAUAUCUAGACAUUUUCCUUGGUUUUAUUGAUAAUGAUUUUGGUUAUUAUCAAGAAAACCAUAGACUUAAAUUAACCCAUUGAAGCCUGGAAAGCGGAUACGUCGUUUUGUAGUAUUUGUAUAAGCUCUCAAAUACUUUUUGAAUUUCAUUUCUAUCUGCUACAGAGGCUGAAAAAUCUAUUAUUUAGUAGAAGCGUUGACACUUCUGUUGAAUUUCCAGAAAAACUUCAAGUUUUAGGGGCUUAUUUUAAAAUCGCCCAGAGGUUUUACAGGCAGUUUUAGGCGUCAAUGGAUUAAACUCUUAUCAGAAAUUUUUGUUGUUGCCAUUAUAUUUGUCCAAACAAAUGUACCAUAAUUGUACCAGGCUUUAAAAUGAACAAGAAAUUUAAUAGAAAAAAAAGUCUAAUAAUUUUUCCAUGACUGAAGUAGAUGGUGAUUGGAGAAGCAGACAGGAGUACCAGCACAGAAGCUUAAAAACUGUACUGUUUAUCUGUCUAUUUAUUUAUCUGUCUAUUUAUUUAAGACACCUAAAAAGACCCAUCUAAAAAAAAAGUGUGCGCUAUAAUUAAAGUAUAUUUUCACCACUCACCUUGCCGUCAGACAGCCCUUUCUGACGGGGAACUGAAAAUGUUCUUUGCUAUUUUCAAAGCCACCAAACUCCAUUGGGAAAAAAACCCUAUUUUUACAUCACAAAACACACAAGUUGCUGGUCUACCGCUGCCUGGAUUGGUUGGUCUGGCUGCAUCCAUUAUCAUUUUGGGAUAUGGUUAAAAUAAAAAAACAUUCUCCAGUUUGUUUUCAAUUGUAAUCAUCUUGAAUGCGGUCUGAACCAGGCAGCCAGUAGCAGGAUGAUCCCACAUCCCAUCAGUCUACAUCCAUCAGAUUCAGUCAGUAGGCCAGCAGCUCCAUGUUCUGCAAAGUAAAAUGACUGUUUUUGUCAAAGGAGGUUGGUAGCUUUGAAGAGAGUAUAAUACGGGUUCAGUUCUUAUCGCGUAAACUUAAGCUGGCCUGUCUAAUAGUGAGGUAAAGCAGCAAAAAUAUUGUAAAAUUAGCGUACACUUAAACUUAUAAAUGUGCAGUACAUUGCUUAGCUUCUGUGCUGGUACUCCUGCAGGUAAUACACUGACUAUUACAGUCAUGGAAAAAAUUGCUAGACUACCCUUGUUUUCUUCACUUUCUUGUUCAUUUUAAUGCUUUGUUGGUACAACAAAGGGUACAUUUGUUUGGACAAAUUAACAAAAAUAACUGAGUUUAAUUUAAGAGCUGAUAUCUAGACAUUUUCCAUGGUUUUCUUGAUAACAACCAAAUUAUUAAGAAAACCAUGUUAAAUGUCUAGAUAUCAGCUCUUAAAUUAAACUCUUAUCAGCCAUUUUUGCUGUUAUCAUUAUAUUUGUCCAAACAAAUGUACCUUUAGUUGUACCAGGCAUUAAAAUGAUCAAGAAGUUGAAGAAAAAGGGUGGUCUAAUAUUUUUUUCCAUCACUGUAUAUGGAUAAGUAUGUUAUACAACCCCCAUUUUAAAAAGAAUCCAAACUUUUCCAUCAGGUUUGUGAUGUUGGGUGUUAAGAUAUGUAGAUAUGAAAGGCGUUUUAUGUGACAAGAAGAAAGUGGAAAUGAUUUCAGUGUAGUUUUAGAAAGAGUUGCAUGUGACAGAACCACCGUAUAAUGUGAAUUAUGAGGUGCUAUUGAUUCACAGGAUUUGCCAUCUUUUGUUCACCUCUCCUAAAGUGCAGAGCUGGCAACUCUGUCUGCUCUUAAUCUCCAGUGAAACAUUCCUCUUUUUGUUCUGAGGUGCCAAACCGAAUAAGACCACAAUGUGUAUUUUGUUUGUUGUUGUCACCAGCUGGUACAAUGGCCUUUGUGUAGGAGAGAUGGGCGUCUCCAGCCACGGCCAUGCUCUCAUCUGUAUGCUGUCAUCCUUAAAAACUGGAACACCACACACUGUAAAAAGGGUUUUCAUCUCAAUGAGUAAUUUAAUCUCACUGAGUUAUCAGAUUCCGCUUGUUGUGAGAAUUUUCUCCGUAUAUGGUGAUGAUUGUGAUGCUGUCGUGCGAUAAUGGAAACCAGAGCGUCUCUUCUGCUACUGUAAAAGGAUAUAAGCUUGAAUCUUACUUUCUCAAGAGUUAAGUAUGUUCAUACUGUCCAAACGGGUGUCACAAAAUAAUCUUAAUUCAGGCUAAAAUGAUAUUUCUUAAGAUGAGUUGUACAGAAACAAGUGAGGCUUUCUGUCCCGGGGCACCAUCUGUAAAUAAAAUGAUUUCAGACUUGAUGAGUAGCGAGAAAAAGAUGGAUUUGUUUUGCAGUGCAGUGAUGUCAGGGAUCUCACUUCACAGGAUGACGAAAUGCUCAAAUGGGUCGGACCAAGUGGCUCAUUGUCCGUCUGUCACUUGAACAUGACUGAUGCUGUGGUGUUGAUUUUAUUUUGUACAGCUAUUGUACUGUGUUAUUUUCAGCAGCUAGUCACUCGUGGCCUCUGUGUGUGUGUGUGUGUGUGAGUGUUUUCAUUGUCUGGGCAAUGGGGAGGUGCUCAGCUGGCCGUCACCCUCAAGAAGUGGAGCACCAGUUAACACCACCCGACAUUCCUGUUUGCUCCGUGUGGCCGCAGUGAGACUGAAGGACACUGUCGGUUACAGUCAAACCAGCCACAAGCACAAAAAUGUUCAUGAGAUGUUUGUUUAUUUUGCAUUUUAUAUAUAUAUUUUUUAUUGUAUGAGCAUUCUGAUUGCAUCUGAAAUGACUAAAAAAAAAAAAAAAAGACAUAAUCCUUAUUGUAUUCUGAUCAACUGCAGGCUAAUAUGUAGGCGUCACAAAACAAACUGAAAAAGCUCAUUAAAGGUUAUAGAAAAUA
Centropristis striata (black sea bass) is the source of this 6345-nucleotide messenger RNA. RefSeq names its product serine/threonine kinase 17b (apoptosis-inducing) (gene stk17b). Gene Ontology annotation, molecular function: ATP binding; protein serine/threonine kinase activity. The record is from RefSeq and is a predicted model, not a curated record. Bases 608 to 1654 code for a protein of 348 amino acids. NCBI's taxonomy places the organism in Eukaryota, Metazoa, Chordata, Actinopteri, Perciformes, Serranidae. Gene Ontology annotation, cellular component: nucleus. Gene Ontology annotation, biological process: intracellular signal transduction; protein phosphorylation; positive regulation of apoptotic process. The transcript is spliced from 7 exons.